Molecule: messenger RNA, 1746 nt
Organism: Plasmodium gonderi
Lineage: Eukaryota; Apicomplexa; Aconoidasida; Haemosporida; Plasmodiidae
Product: heat shock protein 60
Exons: 2
Coding region: 1-1746 (581 amino acids)
Biological process (GO): protein refolding
Molecular function (GO): ATP-dependent protein folding chaperone; ATP binding
Source: RefSeq, a predicted model, not a curated record
AUGUUAUCCACAUUGCGCGGAAAAGUCCUCAAUAAAGGGGAAUGCACAAACAAAUGCGUCGUUUCAGUUUUAAACGCGUUUCAGAAAAGAAACAUAUCGAAAGAUAUACGAUUUGGUAGCGAUGCCAGAACAGCAAUGCUCACAGGGUGCAACAAGUUGGCAGAUGCUGUGAGUGUAACGCUUGGACCAAAGGGAAGAAACGUAAUAAUAGAACAAUCCUUUGGUUCUCCGAAAAUAACAAAAGAUGGAGUUACAGUUGCGAAGAGCAUUGAAUUUAAUAACAAGCUAGCUAAUUUGGGUGCUCAGAUGGUGAAACAAGUAGCUGCAAACACAAACGACAAAGCAGGAGAUGGAACAACAACAGCUACGAUUUUAGCUAGAUCGAUAUUUCAACAAGGAUGUAAAGCAGUAGAUUCAGGCAUGAACCCAAUGGAUUUAUUAAGAGGAAUAAAUAAAGGAGUAGAAAAGGUUCUAGAGUAUUUAAAUUCGAUAAAAAAAGAUGUAACAACAACUGAAGAAAUAUUUAAUGUAGCUAGUAUAUCAGCUAAUGGAGAUAAAAAUAUAGGACAGCUAAUAGCUGAUACUAUGAAAAAAGUUGGAAAAGAAGGUACCAUAACUGUUACAGAAGGAAAAACAUUACAACAUGAACUCGAAAUUGUGGAAGGAAUAAAAUUUGACAGAGGAUAUAUAUCUCCAUAUUUUAUUAAUAAUAGUAAAGAUCAGAAAGUAGAACUUGAUAAACCAUACAUACUUAUACAUGAAAAGAAAAUUUCAAGUGUUAAAUCUUUACUACCAAUCUUGGAACACGUUUUACAGAAUCAGUCAUCCUUAUUAGUUAUUGCAGAAGAUGUAGAUAGUGAUGCAUUGGCUACAUUGAUAGUAAAUAAAUUAAGAUUAGGAUUAAAAAUAUGUGCAGUUAAAGCUCCAGGAUUUGGUGAACAUAGAAAAGCACUUGUUCAUGAUAUUGCUGUGAUGACAGGUUCUAAAGUUGUAACGGAAGAAGCAGGAUUAAAAUUGGAUGACCCAGAUGUUGUAUCUUACUUAGGGAAAGCUAAAUCGAUUAAUGUAACUAAGGAUAGUACAUUAAUUAUGGAAGGAGAAGGGAAAAAAGAAGAAAUUAAUGAAAGAUGUGAAAGUAUAAGAAAUGCUAUAAAAUUAAAUACUUCCGAUUAUGAGAAAGAAAAAUUACAAGAACGACUAGCCAAAAUAACAGGAGGUGUUGCAUUAAUUAAAGUAGGAGGAAUAAGUGAAGUAGAAGUGAACGAAAUUAAAGAUAGAAUACAAGAUGCUUUGUGUGCAACCAAAGCUGCUGUUGAAGAAGGUAUUGUUCCAGGUGGUGGAAGUGCAUUAUUAUUUGCAUCCAAAGAAUUAGAUUCGGUGCAAACAGAUAAUUAUGAUCAAAGAGUUGGUGUCAAUAUAAUCAAAGAUGCAUGUAAAGCACCUAUUAAACAAAUUGCUGAAAAUGCUGGACAUGAAGGAUCAGUAGUUGCUGGUAAUAUUUUAAAAGAAAAAAAUUCCAACAUUGGAUUUAAUGCACAAGAAGGAAAAUAUGUAAAUAUGAUCGAAUCAGGAAUUAUCGAUCCCACUAAAGUUGUCAAAACAGCUAUUUCGGAUGCAGCUUCUAUAGCAUCACUUAUGACAACAACAGAAGUAGCCAUCGUUGAUUUCAAGGACACAAAAGUGGACGAAACGAAUCCGCAUAUGAAUUCGGUGAAUUCUAUGGGAGAUAUGGGUGGCAUAUAUUGA